Messenger RNA from Sesamum indicum (sesame), 1369 nucleotides. The record is from RefSeq and is a predicted model, not a curated record. NCBI's taxonomy places the organism in Eukaryota, Viridiplantae, Streptophyta, Magnoliopsida, Lamiales, Pedaliaceae.
UGAAGAAUCAAUACAUGUGUAUAAACAAAUCGAGAAAAUGAAGAUGUUCCAACCAUAUUUGUGGAGGCGUUGCUCGAUCAGAUCUCCAGCACUUGGACGAAUGCUCAGCCGCUAUGCUAUGAAUGGUGGAGAUGGACCUCAUAGCUAUGCCCAAAACUCAUCCUAUCAGAAGGGAUUUGUGGAUGUGGCAAAACCUAUAAUUGAGGAAGAAAUUUCCAGAAAACUAGAUAUCAAACACCUUUCAUCCACUUUCAGGAUUGCGGAUUUUGGCUGCUCAACGGGGCACAAUUCUUGUGCAGCCAUGCAAAUUAUAACUGAAGCCAUCAGGCGGAGGUUUGAAAUAGAGGGAUUAAUUUCUCAAAUUCCGAAUUUUUACGUGUUCUUUAAUGAUAAAGUCACCAAUGAUUUCAACACUCUUUUCAAUUCACUUCCACGAGAAAGACUUUAUGGUGCUGCUGGAGUACCAGGUUCUUUUCAUGGCCGGCGGUUGCCGAAAGCUAUACUUGAUUUUGCUUAUUCCAGUUGUUCCCUUCACUGGCUCUCGGAGGUACCGAAGGCAGUGCUGGACAAUACGUCUCCUGCAUGGAACCAGGGGAAAAUUCACUAUGCGGGAGCAAGAAGAGAAGUGUGUGAAGAGUAUGUCAAUCAGUUUGCCAAGGAUAUGGAGUCAUUCUUGGAUUCUAGAGCAGAGGAGCUGGUGCCUGGAGGGCUAAUGGCCCUUCUUGUCCCUGCAGUCCCUGCUACCUGGGAUCCCAACUCGGCCUACACAAUGACCACCGAGAAUUAUCUUUUUGGUACAUGCUUCAUGGACAUGGCGAAAACGGACGAAAAUCACCAAAACAAAAGACUCUUAUUGCAGGGAAGAUUCAGCAAAGCGAAGGUAGACUCCUUCAACAUUCCGGUAUAUUUUCCCAUCCCACAACAAUUCAAGGCCAUAAUAGAGAGGAACGACAAAUACACAAUCGAAAGAAUGGAGGUCCUAGACAAUCCAGGGAAGCGCAACUUGAUCGGCCCAAAAGACCGUGCUGCAUACCUCAGAGCAGUCUCUGAGGAAAUGCUGAUAGAUCACUUUGGAAGCGAAAUAAUUGAAGAAUUGUUUGAUCGCUACACAAAGAAACUUGAAGCUUCACCGCUUUUCUCAGAUCCCGACUGUGACAAGUCAAUUAUAAUGUUUGUCCUCCUCCAGCGCAAACCAGAAUCAUAUUGUUCUGCUUCUUGAUUUACUAUGAUCAAAAGUAGAGAACGUAAUCCAUCCUGCUCAUGUGUAUCGUCACACUUGCUAUGUGAUUAAUUUAGUUCGACCAAAUUUGAUUUAAUUAAGAAUGUUCCCAUUUAAUGUUGUUUGUAUAGAUGAGUGAUCCUUCUAUAA